AUGUCUUGUUUCAAAAUUCCUACAACUCUUCUUUAUAAGCUUGAUUCUCUUCAGCUGGAUUUUUGGUGGGGGCAUAAGGCAGGUAAAGGCAUUAAAUUUGUAGGUUGGGACAGUAUAAAUAAGUCUAAGGAGAUGGGAAGGUUAGGAUUUAGGGAUCUUGAAACCUUUAACACUGCUCUCAUCUGCAAACUUGUUUGGAAAAUUGCUACAGAAGAUGAGGAAUUGUGGGUGAUUGGUCUAGACCAUCCUCCUUUACCAGCUGAAGGUUUGGUCAAUACUGUUUCUUUUUCCUAUGUUUUUGAUAUUUUUAUUGAGAAUACUAGAUCCUGGAAUGCUCACUUAAUCUAUUAUCUUUUUAAUGAGGAUUGUGCUAAUAAAAUACUUGCAAUGAAUGUACCUGUGACUGGUUCCAUUACGGUCCCAACUCAGGUUUGGAAAUCACUCUGGAAAGUUAAACUUCCUCAUAAGAUUAAAAUUUUCACUUGGAAAUCUGUUACUAUUAAUGUGACUACAAUCUUAGCUCAGCAUGGCUCUUUCAGAAAGUGGGUUCUUUCUUGGUUCUCAGUUAGUGCAAACUUAGUUUUUGACUCAGGCAUUACUAGAGAUGAUAUAAACAAAACCCUUAUGGUAACUGCAUGGACCAUUUGGAAGGACAUAUGCACUAAAGUAUUUCAGAAUAAGGAUCCUAACAGGGACAGUUCGGUUGGAGGUAUUAACAAUCUUACUGUUAUGAAUGUUCAUAAUUCAAGUAUAAAUAAUUUUCUUUUGCAUGUUCAAAGAUGUAAGCCUCCUGAGACUGGUUUCUUCAAAAUCAACUUAGAUGCUUCUUUUAAACAUCUUAACUCUCAAGGUGGAAUUGGUUUAAUUGUAAGGGAUUUUGCAAGUACCUGUUUUGGAGUGCAAGGGGAAUACUUUGAUGGAGGAAUGAAACAAGGGAUUGAAGUAGAGGAGCUAGAGUCCAGGGCUAUGCUAGCAGCUGUUACUUUGGCAGAUAUGAAGAAUUUCAAUAAAGUUAUUUUUGAGAGUGAUAGUGAGGUAGUUAUUAAGUCAAUCAAUGAGAAAACUUCAUAUGUUCAUUGGAUGAACCAACAUUUCAUUUUAGACAUUAAGUAUUUGCUUGGUAGAUUAGAGGAUUGGAAAUGCAUCUCUGUUAAAAGAGAGGCAAAUGGUGUUGCAGAUAAACAAGCUAAGAAAGCUAGAACAUCUAAGUCACACUUUAUUUUUCAGUCUGCUCUUCCACAUGAUAUAAAAGAGUGGAUUGAUAAAGAUAACCAUGUAACAUCUUCAUCCUAUCAAUAA
Molecule: messenger RNA, 1299 nt
Organism: Papaver somniferum (opium poppy)
Lineage: Eukaryota; Viridiplantae; Streptophyta; Magnoliopsida; Ranunculales; Papaveraceae
Exons: 4
Coding region: 1-1299 (432 amino acids)
Molecular function (GO): nucleic acid binding; RNA-DNA hybrid ribonuclease activity
Source: RefSeq, a predicted model, not a curated record